Messenger RNA from Strigops habroptila (Kakapo), 646 nucleotides. It is a transcript of the gene HSPB2, whose product is annotated as heat shock protein family B (small) member 2. Gene Ontology annotation, molecular function: protein folding chaperone; structural constituent of eye lens. The coding region runs from base 29 to 574 and encodes 181 amino acids. Lineage: Eukaryota; Metazoa; Chordata; Aves; Psittaciformes; Psittacidae. The transcript is spliced from 2 exons. The record is from RefSeq and is a predicted model, not a curated record. Gene Ontology annotation, biological process: response to heat; protein refolding.
AGGCAGUGAGUGCUUGGAAAGACACGCCAUGGCUGCAAGGACUGUCCCCCAUGCCUACCCCAUGAGUUCGGAGUAUGAGUUUGCCAACCCUAGCAAGAUCUAUGACCAGAACUUUGGAGAAGGUGUGUCCCCAUGUGAGAUCUUAGCGCCUGCUCUGUACCAUGGCUACUACAUCAGGCCUCGGAUCAAUAAGCAGCUGGACCGAGGCACCUCCGAAAUCAGCCUCAAUGAGCACAAAUUCGAGGUAUUCCUGGAUGUCUGUCACUUCCUGCCAGAUGAGCUCACUGUCCGCACCGUAGACAACCUGCUGGAGGUGAUGGGGCAGCACCCACAGAAGGCUGACCGCCACGGCUUCAUCUCCCGAGAGUUCACCAGGACCUAUAUCCUUCCUCUGGAUGUUGACCCCUUACUGGUGAGAGCCACGUUGUCCCACGAUGGCAUUUUAAGCAUUGUGGCUCCCCGGACAGGGAAGGAGGUCAAGGCCAGGAUCAACGAGGUGAAGAUAACCCAACAGGAGCAGCCAGCAGGGAAAGAAGAACAGUCUGGGGAAGGAAAAGAGAAGAAAGAGUCCUAAAGACCCCUAACCUGGGCUUGCACAGGGAAGGUGGGUGGGACAGGGAUGGGGAAUCCGUGGUGCCAGACCCCU